Miscanthus lutarioriparius is the source of this 1134-nucleotide messenger RNA. NCBI's taxonomy places the organism in Eukaryota, Viridiplantae, Streptophyta, Magnoliopsida, Poales, Poaceae. The record is from the annotation of a GenBank genome assembly.
AUGGCGAUCACCGUCGGCUUGGGCCACUCGACGCUCCCCCUCGCGAGAACGCGCUGCGGCGCGCCGCCGCAUGACCCCUGCUCAUGUCUUACCGGCGAGCCACGCCGCAUCCGCCCCUGCCGCGCGAACUUGGCCACGCCGCCGGCUCCCCUCGACGACGACGAGCCCCGCAAGAGCCCGCUCGAUCUAGCCCUGAUACUUGCUUCUAUCGCCGCGGCGGCAGCGGCCGCCAGCCCGCAUGCCGCGCUCGCCGCGUCCGGUGGGGCCAUGGGAGGGCGCUCCUACUCGUCGUCCUCGCGCUCCUCCUCCUCCCCGGCAUCCUCACACUCUUCUUCCUCCUCGUCAUGGUCGAGUCCCUCCUCAUCGUCCUCCACCUCGUCAUCGUCGACGUCGUGGCCCACCUCCUCGCCGGAGCAGCAGACGGAGACGACUUACGUAUCAGUCGGCACGGCGCAGCCGCCUCCGGUGGCUACGCCCGCCGAGAGCGACGCGGCGAUGCGGUUCGGGACCCGUCUAGCUUGUGCUUCCGUCAGCGCCGUUGCCCUGUUUCUCGCCGUGCGGCGCUACACCCGGCCGAGGGCGACCGUCAUCAAACUCCAGGUUGCAUUGCUGGGUUUGGCAAAGUCAUUCCAAAAAGAUCUGAACGAGAUUGCAGAGAAGGUGGAGGCUUCUAAUCAACGAUGGUAUAAGUUCAUAUUGACAGAGACCUUAUGUUCCCUGCGCCGUCACAACAAUUGCUGUAUAUCUUCAAGUUUAUCAGUUGAUGUGAAAUCUAGAGUUGACUCUUGGGAGCAGCAUUUUGAUAAAAUUUCUAUUGAGGAACGGAGUAAAUUUGAUGAAGAAACUCUCUACAACUUGGAAGGAAUCAAGAGAGAGAAAACUUACUCCAGAAAACCUGAUGGCUUCAGAAACGAAUACAUUGUGUUAACCAUACUGGUUGCUGCCGUUGGAGCACUAAAAUUCCCCGAAGUCAGAAACUAUGCAGAUCUGGAAGCAGUUGUGGAAAAGCUCAACUCUAUAUCCGCAAGACAAAUUCAGGGCAUUCAAGUUUUAUGGACUCCCCAAGAUGAGCACGACGUUCUUUUUGGAAGAGAAGCUACUAGAAGACUAUCCUUAUCUGAAGCCCUUGUGUGA